Molecule: messenger RNA, 453 nt
Organism: Dreissena polymorpha
Lineage: Eukaryota; Metazoa; Mollusca; Bivalvia; Myida; Dreissenidae
Product: neuropeptide S receptor-like
Exons: 3
Coding region: 1-432 (143 amino acids)
Biological process (GO): G protein-coupled receptor signaling pathway
Cellular component (GO): membrane
Molecular function (GO): G protein-coupled receptor activity
Source: RefSeq, a predicted model, not a curated record
AUGGCGGCAGUCAUCAUUUCCCUCAACGGUCUUGUGAUUUUCAUCUUAGCCCGACAGAAAGACAGCAACAGGCUUCAUUUCUUCAUAUUCCAUCUUGCCAUUGCUGAAUCAACUUCAGCAUCGUGUCACACAGCCAGUAACGAGGGUUUACUUCCAAAAGCCAGAAAAAAAACAAUAAAGAUGACCUUGAUAAUAUGCUUUUCGUUCUUCAUUUGCUGGCUUCCGGCAACAGUGUUCCACAUUCUGGACGUAUUCAACAUAAGUGUGCUUGACUCUCGCUUCUACCUGAUCCUGCAGCGGUUAUAUCCACUCAACAGCGCGUUUAAUCCAAUUAUAUUCUUGUUGUUCAACAAGCACCUGUUGCCCUGCUGGUCGCCAAAGUCUGCGGAUAAGACUUAUGAAAGUGUCAGAACAACUAAAACAACAUUAUGACUAGUGACUUUGUUGUAAAAC